Plasmodium adleri (nom. inval.) is the source of this 507-nucleotide messenger RNA. Its product is annotated as nuclear import protein MOG1, putative. Gene Ontology annotation, cellular component: nucleus. Gene Ontology annotation, molecular function: guanyl-nucleotide exchange factor activity; small GTPase binding. NCBI's taxonomy places the organism in Eukaryota, Apicomplexa, Aconoidasida, Haemosporida, Plasmodiidae. The coding region runs from base 1 to 507 and encodes 168 amino acids. The record is from RefSeq and is a predicted model, not a curated record. The transcript has a single exon. Gene Ontology annotation, biological process: protein import into nucleus.
AUGGAAGAAAAAUUAUAUGAAAAACAUUUUUUUGAUAAGUACAUAAAGAUGGACAUACCUGAUAAUUAUUUGGAUGCAUCAAGAUUUAGAAUAAUUCCUGAUAAUCAAGAAGUAUAUGUUCAUAAACAUGAUAAUAGAUGUUUUAUAAUUGAAGUAUUAUGUUAUGAAGUUAUGGAUGAUAAUGAUAAAAGUAAGUAUUAUUUUAAUGAUUUAGCUAAAGAAAACGGAAGUAUAGAAAAUAUGAUAAUUGUAAAUAAUAAUUCUUUAUCACAUGUACAAAGAAAUUAUAAUUUAAUUGUAGGGAAACAAAAAAUUAAAAAACAAAAUGAAAAUAAUUAUGAAAAUGUUUUCUUAUAUAUAGGUAUAUUUCCAUAUAAAGAAUAUAAUGCUGAUAUAUUAAUAACAUGGAAUGUACCAAAAGAUAAUUUUAAUAUACAUCCAGAAUUAGAUAUAUUUAACAAUAUGUUAAAAUCAUUUAGGAUUCUUGAUUAUCAAUUAUUUGUUUAA